UAUAUCACAACACAGAACAAUGAGUCGGCGCUAGCGGUCGAGUCGCGACUCGCGUUCUGCUCAAUGUAUAAGGCUCAUACCACUCCACGUUUUGAAAACAAAGUCAAUUGUUCAGGAUUGAAAAAGAAAAUCAAAACGGGCAAACAUAAAGCUAUUCACAAACAUUGCGACUGAAACAGUGAAAUCCAACGGACAACAAUCGAUAUAGGAAUGCGAUAGUCAUUUCACAGGAAUAUUUUUAAUUGAAAAAUGUAGUUUUGUGUCGUGUGUUUUGUGAUACUAACAUGUUAAUCAGAGGGAGAGUGAUAUCGAACAUGAUGCUGAUUGAAGUAGAAUUUAAUAGGUAUCACGAUAUUCAUUACCACGAUAACGGCUGUCCAAUUCCCGAACAACCCAACAUCAGAAAUGUCUGCAGAUGAAAAGUUUUUUGUCAAAAGUAAUAAAACAGCGGAGCAAUCUGACGAGAGUGGACAUGAGAUCGAAACAGAAAUAGAAGAAAAAAAAUUCUUAGACGAUGCUUUAAAAACAGUAUUAGAUCCUAGAACUGUAAUUGGGAAAGUUGAUGAGGUAGUUGAAAACUUCAAAAUUCAGCUCGAAGAAGUUGAUAAGGAAAAUAGCACUCUAGAGUUGUUUAUGGAAGAAAUGGAUAAAUUAAGCUUAGAAAUAUGUAAAACAGCGCAAGAAUCUCUUUGGGACUACGUGACCGAUAUAAACAGUGAAGCGAAGAAAAAUAAAAUGGUACGAAUAGCAGCCGAAGAAGAUGAAAUAAAGAAACAGUAUUGGACUAUUUUAAAGAAAAAAUACUUGAACGACCAAGAACCCAUGCUGGAUUUAAAAUUAAAGAGAAAAAUAAAAAUAAUAAAAGAGAGGGGAACUAAUGUGCAGAUGCCUCAAAGUAAACAACGCGAGGAAAUAGAUACAAUGCAACGUAUUUGGAGCAGAGUGUCGGUAUGCGCCUACAAUGCGUCUGUUUGCAAUAACGAGGAUUCGCAACGAACAAUGAAUGAUGUAAUAACAAUUUUCAAAACCAGUAACGACACAGAUGAACUGGCAUACUACUGGAAGGCUUACAGGGAUGCAACAGGGAAGAAGAUUCGACCAAUCUUCAAAGAUUACGUCAGUAGAAUGAACAACAUCGCUGUAUCAGAAAACUUUAAUGAUGCCGGCGAAGUGUGGCGAUACGCUUUUGAAGAUGACGAUUUCCUUAACACUGUUAAUCGACUAUGGAAUGAAAUUAAACCAUUCUACAAUCUUCUGCACAGUUAUGUAAGAGCAAAGCUCAAGGCUUAUUAUAAAAAGGAAUUACAAAAUGACGAUAAAUUAAUACCAGCUCAUAUUUUAGGUAACUUGUGGGCACAAGAGUGGCAAGCAAUAUACCACAAAGUUGCAGCGUAUCCGAAUAUUGAAAGAGCAUCGGUUAAGCAAAACGAAAGCAUUCAUUCUAAGGACCUAUUUAAUGCUGUAGAUGAAUUUCACCAAUCACUUGGGUUUGAAAGCGCCAAAGAUACAUUUGCCGAUAUUAAAGAAACAACCACAACAGUCAAUUGUUUACCCUCCAGCCAUGAUAUGUGCGAUGGUGUUAAUUACAAAAUUAAAUGGUGCGGAGAGAAAGUGUCAGACAUAACAGUGGGACUGUCCAGAGCCGCAAGACUGCUGGGUCAUGUGCAAUACUUCAAGCACUAUCGCAAUCUUCAACCAUUGUACAGAGAUGGGCCCAAUCCAGCCUUCCACGAUGCAAUCUCCGAUAUUGCAGCCGUGCAGUUGACCUCGCCGAAGCACCUUCGGACCUUGAACUUCGUGAAGGUAGAAUCAACUGCUGAAUCUACGUUAAACCAUUUACUUUGGAUGGCACUCGAAAAGUUUCCACUCAUGGCUUAUGCUUAUGUUCUUGAUAAAUGGAGAUGGGACGUCUUUGCCAACAGCACUAUGGACAAUUGGAACCAGUACUGGUGGGACCUCAGAACACGAGAGACUGGCAUAUCACCUCCUGUGGCUCGAAAUGAAAGUGAUUUAGACCCUGCUGCCAAAUAUCAUGUGGUUUCUCAUGUCCAAUAUAUUACGUACUUGAUAUCACACAUCCUGGAGUUUCAAAUCCUGCUAUCACUAUGCAAGAGAGCGAAUCACUCCGGACCUUUGCACGAAUGUUCCAUAUACGGCGAUAAGGAAGCAGGAAAAAUGCUAAGUGACGGAAUGUCUCUAGGUUCUAGUGAAGAUUGGCGGACAGUAUUACGUACUAUGACGGGUGAAACUGAAUUAUCAACAAAAGGUAUCCUAGAAUAUUUCGCAGUCCUACAAGACUUUCUCAAAGAAGAAACAGCAAAAUUAGAAAGAAAAAAUGAAGCAAUGGAUACAAACGCACCAAUUAUAAUAGGAAUUGUAGCAGUUCUUAUAACUUUACUUAUGUUUAUACUUUACUGUAUUAAAAAUAGGGAUUCAACUCUUAAAAUCCUUUCUUACUGUAGCUUAAGUAAGAAUGGAUCUUUAGAUAUAGUUGCCAAUGAACUGUCACAACGUAAAUCCAAUGACGUAGAUGAUGGAGUGAGUGAGGAUAAAGUAUAGCACUUAGUAUGAUAGAAUAUAAAUAUGUAAUACAAUCUAUUUUUUCUAGUAGAGAACGUAAGAGAGGUACCAUGUACGGCACAUAUGACGUUGUUGCCAUGGACUAACAAUAAAAAUUGUGAUACGAGUUAAAAACCUGAUUCAGGAUGUCUUAAGAGCCAGGAAAAGCGCGCCGCUUAUGCGUUUCUCCAAUUUGCGAUUGGUGUGAGUGAAAAAAAACUAGAUGAAAUGUAUAUUAUUGUUAACGUGUGUUAAGGUUUAUUAUUAUUUGUAUAAUUUUAAUAUACUGGUUUUAUAGUUAUUUAUAUUAUAAGAAAUGUUGAUGAUGAAUCCUGUACUGAUUAUAAAGAUAAUAA
This is a messenger RNA of Maniola jurtina (meadow brown), 2915 nucleotides long. RefSeq names its product angiotensin-converting enzyme-like. Gene Ontology annotation, biological process: proteolysis. Gene Ontology annotation, cellular component: plasma membrane. Gene Ontology annotation, molecular function: peptidyl-dipeptidase activity; metallopeptidase activity. NCBI's taxonomy places the organism in Eukaryota, Metazoa, Arthropoda, Insecta, Lepidoptera, Nymphalidae. Bases 406 to 2559 code for a protein of 717 amino acids. The transcript is spliced from 11 exons. The record is from RefSeq and is a predicted model, not a curated record.